GCGCUGGUGUCCCGGGUGGAGGAGGAGCUGCAGGAGCAGCAGCAGAAGCUGGCCAGGCUGAGGCGCUUCCAGGGGCAGGUGAAGCAGCGGGUGAACCAGCAGGUCCAGCUGAGGAGGAAGCAGCAGCUGCAGAAGUCCUAUGAAGCAGCAGAGCGGGAGAGCUCCGUGGCCACGCAGCACUUGCCCCCCAGGAGGAACAUUUGCCUCUUCAGGAGCCACCAGCAGCCCGUCAUCGGUGGCCCUGGUGCUGGAGGUGGCCCAGCCUGGUGGGAUGGGACCCAAACCCAGCCCUUCCAGCAGCAGGCUGCUGAGCUCAGGAGAGCCAUGAGGCAGGUCCGACGGAGGCUGGCGUCCUGCAGGACUGUGCCCCAAGGAUCAGGUCCCCCCGAGCUCCCUGGUGGCAUCUGGAGGCUGGAGAAACCAGAGUCCUGCCCAACAGCCACGGUGCCCACGGGGGAUGAGAGUGAGGAGCUGCUCCUGGUGGGACAUCAUGACCUUCCAGCUGAACUGCAGGGCCAGGGGACAGCCCCACCUCAGGCUGAGCUGGACAAUGACUUCUACAUCAAAAUCAAGUUUGGAAAGAUCUGUGAUGCAUCAGUGAAGGACUCAAGCUCCCCCGAGCCUGCCCAGAAGCCCCAGACCCACUCCCAGGCUCUCCUCAUGCCUUGGGAUGGUGUAGACCAAGAGGAGACCAAGAAGCAGCGUCAGCGUGAGUACCUGCGGCACCGGCGCCUCUUCAUGAGCCUGGAGCGAGAGCAGGUGAAGGAGCAGCAGAAGCAGAAGGAGAGGCAGGAGAGGAUCACCCAGAUUAAGAGCAAGAAGGAGAACCAGCGGCAGGCAGAGGAGCAGAGGAUGCAGAGGACCAACCAACGAGGCCCUUCCCCAGGUGAGGGAGCUCCUGAACCCCUCACCCAGCUUGAACUGGAGGAGAAGAGAGUCAAGAAGGUGAAGGACAAACAGCAGCGAAAUAAGGAGCACGUGAGGUACGUUGAGGCUCUGAGGGCCCAGCUGAGGGAGAAGAUGAAGCUCCAGAACAUCACCUUGCCCCAGCUGUGCUGCUGUGGGACCGAGUUCUGGGACUCCCACCCCGACACCUGCGCCAACAACUGUGUCUUCUACAAAAACCCCAAAGCCUACAGCCGUGCCCUGAGGUCCCUCCUCUCCUCCUGUGGCCCCACGGGUGGGGGCUCCUCGGGCCGGGCUCCUCUGGAGGAGCUGGCUGCUCUCUGUGCCCCCCGCUGA
This is a messenger RNA of Merops nubicus (carmine bee-eater), 1242 nucleotides long. RefSeq names its product coiled-coil domain containing 15 (gene CCDC15). The annotation marks the transcript as partial. The transcript has 9 exons. Lineage: Eukaryota; Metazoa; Chordata; Aves; Coraciiformes; Meropidae. The record is from RefSeq and is a predicted model, not a curated record. Gene Ontology annotation, cellular component: centrosome.